Colletotrichum spaethianum is the source of this 1572-nucleotide messenger RNA. RefSeq lists its product as uncharacterized. Lineage: Eukaryota; Fungi; Ascomycota; Sordariomycetes; Glomerellales; Glomerellaceae. Gene Ontology annotation, molecular function: transmembrane transporter activity. The record is from RefSeq and is a predicted model, not a curated record. The coding region runs from base 1 to 1572 and encodes 523 amino acids. Gene Ontology annotation, biological process: transmembrane transport. The transcript is spliced from 2 exons.
AUGGUCCAGGACAUUGGAAUCGGUGAGAAAGAUGCGGCCUUCGCCGCUGGUCUCCUGAUCUCCGCCUACGCCGUGGCUGAGGCCAUCACCUCAAUGGGCUGGGGCGCCUUAUCCGAUCGCAUCGGUCGCAAGCCCGUGGUGCUGUUUGGCCUGGUCGGCGUCGCCGUCUCGAGUCUGAUUUUCGGAAUGGCAAAAACCUACUGGGUCGCGCUCCUCGCGCGCUUCGUCGGUGGCGCUCUCAACGGCAACGUCUCGGUCAUGCAGACCAUGGUGGCAGAGAUGGUGAAAAACCCAGACCAUGAGCCCAAGGCUUACGCCGUGCAGCCAUUCGUAUGGACUUUGGGUGGUAUCCUUGGCUCUGCCAUGGGAGGUUUCCUUGCCCAACCUGCCUCCCAAUACCCUACUGUCUUCUCUCAGGAUGGGGUUUUCGGUAGGUAUCCGUAUCUGCUUCCUAACCUCGUAUCCGUCGUCGCGAUUCUCCUCGCUGUUGUCCAGGGCAUAUUCUUCUUGGAAGAGACCAAAGAAGACUGGGGAGAAGACGACCACCAAUACCACGGCCGUAACAGUGUCGCCGUUGAUGACGAUGACGUCACUGACGAGACUACACCCCUGCGCCGCGCACCCAUCCGGACUUUCAACCCACGCCGCUCCAUGUCAACAAGUCACUCGAGACCUCGCUUCGCUGAGUCAAGUCUUCCUAUGCCCUUUGAGCAUGACUUUGAUCUGAGACGAUCGUCCUUUGGAACCGUCCACUCGAUCAGGGUCGUGCCCGAGGACUUGCGACAGCACCUGCUCAACUCCCGUGCGCAGGCGACAGGCCAGAAGAAGGUCAAGACCUUCAACAAGACCGUUGUUAUGCUCAUCAUAGCCUUGAUCAUCUUCUCGUAUCAUCAGAUGGCAGCCGGUACGCUGUUGCCGACGUAUCUCCAGGACGAUCGCCAACAGCCGCGGGGUCACCUCGAUCUGCAAGGAGGCUUAGGCAACGGCCUCAAGGAUGUCGGUGUUUACCUGGCCAUCAACGGUUUCUUGGGUCUUCUUAUCCAGGGGUUGAUUUUCCCCAUCUUCGUCGAGCGCGUUGGUGUCUGGGGUUCCUUCAUCGCCAUGGUCGUCAUAUACCCAACAGCGUAUCUCUUUGUGCCCUUCCUCUCAGCCCUUCCUGAAGCACUAACGGAAGCUGGCAUUUGGUUUUCCCUUAUUCUGCAGAGUUUCUACGGUGUCAUUGUCGGCCCCGUCACGCUCAUCCUGAUCAAGAACGCGACGCCGACGUCGCAAGCGCUCGGAAAGGUCAAUGGACUGGCCAUGUCUGGUGCCUGUCUCGCCAGAACCAUCUCCCCGCCCCUCGUGGGUGUCAUCUACAGUUUCAUGGGCUCCGGCGCGGCGUGGUUCAGUUGCGCUUUCUUUGCCUUUGUGGGACUCGUGCAAGUCUUCUGGGUGCCGAAGAAGCACAUUGACGUGGACCACGUUGAGAUCGGCAACGCCAUCUCCAGGCGGUUCUCCGUCACCUCGCAGAGACGUGAGAGCCACCAGAGCAUCGAGUCAUCCCGUGGCCGACGCACCAACGGUGUUGUUUAG